UUAGCAAGUCAUCCGACCAUCAAACGCGUGAACAUUUGCCUGCUAGAGCGACCAUCGCAACUCUCUCUCCCGAGCUUCCAUUUUGCAUCGCCAGAGCCUGCCUCCAGCCAUGGCUCGCCCGUGCCGCACCAUGGGCGUUUUCUCUCUCCUCCUCCUCGCUUCCGCGCUCCUCUCGCGCAUGCCGCGGAAAUGAAGGCCGCGAUGACCUCGCGGGCUCCGCAGGCUCCAACACCGAGUUUCUCGGCAAGUACGACACCGUCACUCCCGCCGCGGUCAUCACCCCCCGGCCCAAGGACCCACGCCAGUUGCUGAGCCUGUGCCGAGCCUGUGACUCCCGAGCCUGUGGCUCCCGCGAACCCCAUCUCGACUCCCACUCCGGUCACCGCCACCAAUCCGGUGUCGUCCGCUCAGGACGCGUUCACUGACAAUCCGUACGGCAGCUCGACCCCGUCACUCGCAGGUUCGGGCCGUCGUUCGACCCCAACGACCUCUGGGAGGACGGGACCCCCUCGCGGGCGACGACUCCAAGACUGGCAUGCAGCAGACAAGCGCGACUGUCUCUAGCGAGUAUACCGGCACUGCGGUACCCAACCAGGCCAACAGGUGACUCCGACUUUCCCUGAUACACCCACCCCACCACCAACGAGUCCGGCGUGGCGGACUCGUCCACCUGCGACCCGUCCGACCUGGACGGUUACACGUCCUCGUACCAAAUCACCAAGUUCGGCCACGUGCUGCACUGGGCCAUCGUUUCCCCAACGGUCGUGAAGAUCGCGCUUGAAGCGCGGCACGGCAGCGGCGCGGCGGCGGGAUGGGUGUCCGUUGGAUUUUCCAGGACGGCAAGAUGUCUCCAGCUGAUGCCAUCGUCGGUAACCUGCCGACUCCCCCGUGGCGGCGUACUCGAUGAGCGGCUACGAUGCGGCGUCGAUUACUGUGAACAAGAACCUGUGGAUCGGCGAUGCUAGCCUGGUGUCGAAGACCAAUGGAAGCCUCAUAAUGAUGUUCCAUCGGUCCAUCACGGACGGCGUGGCGCCCAUCUCCACUACGGCGCCCACCACAGUCAUCUGGGCUUUCUCCCUCGAUAACACCCAGCCCCUCGCGUACCACGGCGACAAGAGACGCGGCUCUUUCCAAGUGGACUUCUCCUGCAACGGCGGCGGUGGCGGCGUUGCGACGCAGCCCACGACGCCUGUUCCGGCCCAGGGCACGACGCAGGUGACGGUGGGGUCGUCGUGCCCGGUGUCGACGCUCGGCCAGUACGACCACCAGGCGGACCUCUACGACGGAAAGAUUCUGCUCCACUGGAAGGUCCUCCCCGGCCCCGUCUUCCAGAUGGCUCUCGAGGCGAAGCGCCUCAGCGGCGCGGAGAACAGCUGGAUCUCCGUCGCUGGUCGAACAACGGCGCCAUGGCUCCCGCUGAUGCCGUCGUUGGUAACAUGCCCGGUAUCAAGGCGUACAGGCUCGAUGGUUACAAAUUCGCGGAGCUCGUCAACGAUACGUUUUCGCUGGGGGCCAACCCGUCCGUUACCACCUCGGCGACUGGAUCCACCGUCGUGAAGUUCUCUCGGCGCAAUGGCGAUGGUGGCACUGUUCCAAUCAACCUGAGCGGCGAGACAUACGUCAUCUGGGCUUUCUCCCGCGGAAUGCUCCAGUCGUUCGGCUACCACGAUUACAACAGGGUCUCGCCAUGGUUGACUUCGUCUGCAACACCGCACCCACCAUCCUUAUGCGACCUGGCGAUAACGUGGCGAACAUUCCCGGCGCCAACGUGAACCAGGGUAGUGACGCGGGUUUGACCCAGCCGAGCGCGCGGCCAAGGAGUCCCGCAGGGAGCGCAGGCGAGCGCGCCGAGCCCAGCGGGGGCGAUUUUCCGCUCGUGGGCGGAUGCCGCUCUCGGCCUCCCCAACCCGAUCCCCUCUUCCCAGCGGCGCCGACCUACCCUAGAUCCACGACGCCACGAGUACUUCCGAGAAAGAAGGGGAAAUUAGGUCAUUAGCUGCUAAGCUUAUUUGCAAGGAAAGGAUAUGAUUGGACAAAUGAUUGCAUCGUUAUUAUGUAUUAGCUCAUUAUUUGCUUGUUAUAAGCUAUAGCUAUAUUACAGCCCAUAUUCUGCUCUACUA
Molecule: messenger RNA, 2120 nt
Organism: Closterium sp. NIES-67
Lineage: Eukaryota; Viridiplantae; Streptophyta; Zygnematophyceae; Desmidiales; Closteriaceae
Source: the annotation of a GenBank genome assembly